AUGGCGCAACACAUAUAUACAGACUUGCCUCUUGAGGCAGAUAGUUCGGAUGCCGACUCGGCAUUUGGUGGCAGCAACAUAGACUCGCUUAGUUACAAGACGUCUAUUACAUCUAGUAUCUGGAAUUAUAAAUAUGAGAAUGGGCGCCGAUAUCACUCGUAUAGAGAAGGAGAAUACCUGAUCCCCAACGAUGACCAAGAGCAAGACCGCAUGGACCUCCUGCAUCAUGUCUAUCGACUAUUGCUAAAGGGAGAAUUGAAUUGUGCGCCUAUUACGAAGGAUCCGCGACGAGUACUGGAUUUGGGCACCGGAACAGGGAUUUGGGCGAUCGAUUUUGCAGAUCAAUUUCCAGAAAGCGAAGUAAUAGGAAACGACCUCAGUCCCAUUCAACCCCAAUGGACGCCACCAAACGUCACGUUUGAAAUCGACGACUUCGAAGCGGAAUGGCCGUUCAGCCGACCAUUCGACUACAUCCAUGGCCGAGAGCUGGCAGGCUCCGUCAAGGACUUUGACGCUCUCUUCGCGCAGGCCUAUAAAAACCUUGCUCCCGGCGGCUACUUUGAAAUGCAAUCUUUCCGUAUCGAGAUCUUCUCCGACGACGGCACGCUUGAAAAAGCACCUUACACAACUCAAUGGACGGGUUUACUGAAAGAAGCCAGUGAAAAAUUUGGAAAGCUCAUGACCAACAUGGACGAAUGGCCCGAUAAGAUGACCGCUGCCGGGUUUGACGAUGUCACGCUACGCAUAAUCAAGGUGCCAAUGAACCCGUGGCCCAAGGAUGCCAAACAGAAGGAAAUUGGUCGGUAUAUGCAGGUCGAGCAGGAAUCAGCUGCGCCGGGUUACACAAACGCAUUGCUGAGUCGGGUAUUGGGCUGGUCCAAAGAGGAGAUUGACGUUCUGUUGGCACGCGUUGUGUCAGAGCUAAGGGACAGGAGUAUCCACCAAUACUCCAAGUUAUAUGUAAUAUACGGGAGGAAACCCAGUACUUGA
Molecule: messenger RNA, 990 nt
Organism: Talaromyces rugulosus
Lineage: Eukaryota; Fungi; Ascomycota; Eurotiomycetes; Eurotiales; Trichocomaceae
Exons: 10
Coding region: 1-990 (329 amino acids)
Molecular function (GO): methyltransferase activity
Source: RefSeq, a predicted model, not a curated record